This is a messenger RNA of Rhodotorula toruloides NP11, 1401 nucleotides long. RefSeq names its product chromosome segregation protein, Pcs1. Gene Ontology annotation, cellular component: mitotic spindle; nucleolus; chromosome, centromeric core domain. Gene Ontology annotation, biological process: attachment of mitotic spindle microtubules to kinetochore; homologous chromosome segregation; meiotic sister chromatid segregation. The coding region runs from base 1 to 1401 and encodes 466 amino acids. The record is from RefSeq and is a predicted model, not a curated record. Gene Ontology annotation, molecular function: protein binding; microtubule site clamp. The transcript has 7 exons. NCBI's taxonomy places the organism in Eukaryota, Fungi, Basidiomycota, Microbotryomycetes, Sporidiobolales, Sporidiobolaceae.
AUGCCAUCCGUGGCCGCCCUCAACAAAGAGAACCGAGCGCCUGCGGGCGGGUCGUUUGCUCUCACCGGCAAGUCCACAACCGCCGCUUCGAAACGCACCGCAGCCUCCAAACGCCCCGCCGCUUCCUCACGAAAGGGCAAAGCCUCCACCACCGACUCGCAGGAAGAAGACGACGACGACGAGUUGAUGAUGGCUGGCACCGGAGCGGAAGAGGGCGAGACGGUCAUUGUUGGGGAGACCCAGUUUGGACAAAAGGGAGAGGCGGAGGAGGAGGAUGAGGAGAUGGAGGUGGAGGAGGUCGUGCCUGCUAAGAAGGGCGCGCGAGGAGGAGCGGGCGCGAAGAAGCUUGUUGCGGCAAAAGGAAGGUCAGCGACGGAGAAGGCCGCAACCGGGGCGAGCGCGAUGGACGACUUCGAUGCGGCGCUUGCUGCCCCUCUCGCCGGCCCGGAAGGUUCAGGUGCGAAGCCCAGCGCGAGGGAGAAGAAACUCGAGGCUCAACUCGCCGCCACGAAGAAGGCUCUGUCCGAAUCCCAAGCGCUCUUCAAGAAACUCUCCGAGUUGCGCGAGACGCGCGCAGAGGAGGCGGAGCAAAGGUUGCGCGAGAUCUCGGACGAGCGGAUCAAGUCGGCAGGAGAAACGAUCCAGUCUUAUAAAUCCGAAUCCGACGCUUUGAGGACCGAACUCGCCUCGCUCCAAUCCACCGCUUUCUCUUCGCCCCGCUCGAAAGCUGCGUUGGUCGAGUCGAAGCGGGUGAGGGAGCUGGAGGGGGAGAGGGACGAGGCGAGGGAUUUGUUGGAGAGGGAGAGGAGCGAGAGGAGGGAAGAAGUUGAGGCGGUCGAAAGGAGGGAGAGGGAGAAGGCGAGAAGCGAAAGGGAGGGGUUGGAGAGGGAGGUCAAGGAGUUGAGGGAGGAGGUCUCGACCCUCCGAACCGAGUUGAACGCCGAAGUCGCGCACUCCAAGUCUCUCCAACAGCAGCUCAAGUCCGCCCCCUCCACCUCCUCCUCCUCCGUGCUCCCUCUUCCCGCCGCUCCCUCGACCUCCGCCGCCACACCUACCGACACCCUCAAGCUGCAAGACGAGAUCGAGCGCCUGACGCAGAAGCUCAACCUCAACGAAGACUUGACUGGCUUCGCCGUGCAUUCCGUCAAGCAGGAAGACAUGGGCGCUACAUACGUCUGUCUCCUGAGCGACUGCGCAGGCACGACAGGCGCUCUGAACUUCAAGUUGACGUUCCACCCGGACGGGACGACUUCUUACAAGCCAAACCUCGAGCCGGAGCGCGACGCAGCGCUCGUACAACUCCUCUCGCCCGAGCUGCAGGGGUACAUGCGGUUCGGCGCCGAGAUGUCGUCCGAGUUCUUCAAGCGCCUCUUCGCGAGCGUCAACAAGGUCCGCAUCUGA